Spirometra erinaceieuropaei is the source of this 855-nucleotide messenger RNA. Lineage: Eukaryota; Metazoa; Platyhelminthes; Cestoda; Diphyllobothriidea; Diphyllobothriidae. The record is from the annotation of a GenBank genome assembly.
AUGAUACGUGAUCUAGCCGGCCUCGAUGAUGUCACGUACUGUACCUGUCCACGCGUGUCGAUCUGCGGCAGCAGAUCUGGUCAGCUCAAGUGGUAUCUGCUUCCUCGACUUCCCCCCGAAGACCUUGACGUAUUCUUCCGAAUCGCCUUUGCCCAUUUUGUACGUACGGACAAGGGAACGCAGACAGUUUUCGACCUAACAGAGGCCUUGUCGACAACAUAUCUUUCGCAACAGAUCCUAGAACAACGACAGUACAUCAAAGUCUGUUUUCUUUAUUUUGCCGCAACGUUUGAGUUGGUUAAUCGAAGUGAUCUCUAGGAGAAGACCGGGACUGACAACGUGCCCCUGCGUCGCACGAAUUUAAUCAAGGCAUGCUGCUAGCGCACCUGCAUAAAGGUUUGAGCUUACGAGGAGGAGAGCGAACACUUCAUUGUCAAUACUGGUAUCCGCCAAGUCUGCGACAAUCACCGUGGCAUCUCCUUGCAGAACAUCGCCGGGAAAAUCUUCGCUCGCAUCCUCCUCAAUCUUCUGAAUAAUCAUCUGGAACAGGGCCUUCUGCCGGAAAGCCAAUGCGACUUCCGUCGUCAUCGCGGGACCACGGACAUGAUCUUCCCCGCCCGUCAACUUCAGGAGAAGUGCCAGGAGAUGCGGACCCACUUAUACUCUACCUUCAAAGACAUGACGAAAGCCCUGGACAUGGUGAAUCGUGCAGGACUGUGGAAGAUCAUGCAGAAAUUCGGCUAUCCGGAGCGAUUCACUCAGAUGGUGCGUCAGCUGCACGACGGUAUGAUGACGCGAGUCACGGACAACGGAGCUGUCUCAGAGGCAUUCGCAGUGUCCAACGGAGUGAAGUAG